UAAAAAAAAACAAAAAAAAAACUUAAAAUAUCAGACUACUUUCAAUGACCUCAGUCUAGGCCUUUAUCCAUCCCUUACUGUCCCUAAAGGUGGUGGUGAUGACGCUGAUGGCGAUGGUGAUGAUGGUGAUCUGAGGAGGAGGAGGAGGAGGAGGAGGAGGAAGGAUAUCACCAGUUAAUAACCUCAGCCUCCUCUGAGUCUGUCAGCAUCAUGAUCUCAGAAUGUACCGGGACACCCUCACGAGCGGAGCCGCGUCGUGAUGACUGUCCGCGGGCACAGCUGCAGCCCGGUGGUGACGCUUGACAUUUCCUCCAUCCAGUAGUAGUUUGAUUUCGGUGCGGAGCUGGAAGACCUUGGCACUAAAACACAUCCCCACUCAGGAGGAGGCUGCCUCUGUGGCGCGUAUACUUUUGCUCCACGACACUCUGCUUUCCUCCGAGGCUUCUCCGUCCUUCUUUCCUUCUGGGGAUUUGGAAACUUGAGCGACUUCAGGCAAAAGAACAAAGGACGGAUAGUGUCGGUGCGGUGAAUGUAGCUGGGCGGCAGGCUGGGUGUCUGUCUGCGGGGCGCACAGCGGUGCUGCUGGACCACAACGCACCACCAAGACCCACAUCCACGGUUUACCCCCCAGAGUCCAGAACCACGGCAAACAUGCUGCUCCUCGGGAUUGUGCUCACACUUUUCUUCUCAGGUGUGUUGCCAUCCUCAGCACCCAUCUUCCCCUUCCCUCCCUCUCCCACCGACUGUGUUGAAGCUCAUCGAGUGUGUUCCGACGACCUCCGGUGCGAGGCGUUGUACCGGGGCUUGGAGCUGUGUGCGGCCGACGCGGCGGUGUCCCCGCUGGGGGAGCAGGUGGCCGCCGAGUGCCUGGAGAGACAAGACGCUCUGCUGGCUAAACACCCCGCUCUCUUGGCUUGCAAGUGCCAGCGCGGCUUCCGCAAGGAGGAGCAGUGCCUGCGCAUAUACUGGAGGGUUCGUCUGCUGCCAGGGGAGGAUGAGCUGGAAAUAUCUCCCUAUGACGACACACGAAUGGAUACUCGCAUGGCCUCCUUAGUGGCAGCCUCAUCUUUCAUGCAACUGGAUGGUGAGAACCAGUGCCUGAAGGCAGCACAGGACUGCGGCCUGUACGAGAAGUGUGGCUCUCUGCGAUCAGAGUAUGUCCUGGCCUGCACCAAACGGAUGCCCGGGACCAGCCGAUGCAACCAGCACAAGUGCCACCGGGCCCUGCGGCGCUUCCUGGAGAGGGUCCCUGAGGAGUACAGCUUGGGUGUCCUGUUCUGCCCCUGCACCAACACUCUGUGCGGUGAGAGGAGGAGGAAAACCAUCGUACCCUCCUGCUCCUACCAGGAGAUGGAGGGUCUGCAACCUAACUGCCUCCACCAGCAGAGCUUCUGCCGCCGAGAUGACCUCUGCAGGUCCAGACUGGCUGACUUCCUUAAUAACUGCCAGCCUUCUCCUCUGACGGCCAGCGGCUGUCUGAAAGACUCAGCAGGCCUGUGCCUCCGAGCCUACGCUGGACUCAUCGGCACCAUCAUGACGCCCAACUACAUCAGUAACGGCUCUGCAGACGUGUCGCUGUGGUGUAACUGUGAAGGCAGUGGCAACCAGUGGCAGGACUGUCUGAGACUGCAGCGCAUGUUCACCCACAACACCUGCCUGCGUAACUCUAUCAGUUGGAUGGGGAGCUCCGGCUCCCUGCCUGCAGACAUCACCCCCCCUCCUGCUCCCAGACCCUCCCCGCUGGUUCAGGAGGAUGAGCUGCUGAGCAACAACCACCUGCCUGAACACAACAACAUCGUGGUGGAGACUGAGGUAGAGGAAGAACAGACAGAGGAAGAGGUUGAUGAAGGUGGCCAGUUUGACGUCAUCCCGCCGCUGUACUCGGAGAAGGCCACCGUGUCCAACCUGGGCUCCCCUGGGACAGGUGGGGCUGUAUCUCUCACCACUGGCCCUCCUAAAGCCAUACUACUGCUCCUUCUGCUUCUAUCUGCCUCCCUCAGCUGGGGGUAGAACACAGGAUAUAGAGAAGAAACACAUACACAUGCACACACACAUACACACUCACAUAUGAUGGACCUGCCAACAAUCCUGGACUGAUCGCUGUAAAAUGAUAGGAAACAUAAUGAAGAAAUGGACUUCACGUCGUCAGUAGCAUCCUCUUGAUUCCUCACUUCUGUCCUUGCUUCCUUCCUUUCCUCCUUUUGAAAAUGGCACUUUGUUCAAUGUGGUCUGACUGCAGCUGCGGUGGUGUAUUAAUGUCCUGGGAGCACAAAUGACCUGUAGUCAUGAUAGGUGUUAACAUGCUGCCCUCAACCAAUGAGCAUAAUGUAGCUGUUCCUGUCAUAUAGGGGAACAAAUUAUUGCACACGUUAGGAUGCAAAAAAGGUUACGGCAUUUUGGGCUGAUAGCACACAAACACAGCUACUAUGAUGUUCUUUCAAUGUUUUAUUUCAAUUUCAAUUUUAUUCUAUUUGUUCAUCAAUUGAGCUCGACCGAUUUCAGCUGAGGGGCUCAGUUAAAAUAAUGGACAUGCCCAAACUUCAUGCUAGCAACAUAAUUGAACUGCUAGUAACGUGCUCCAAACUUUGCCAUUUGGCUUACUGAAAUGUUACAACAUAGAAAACGAAAGUCUGAAAAGGUUGGUUCACAUUAUGUUCAAGCCCUCCAGGAAGACCAAACUUCGAAAUUCCAAAUUGAAGCAAAUUUCACAUAGAGGCCAAACGGUGGAAUUACAACUUCCAUGUCAUGUGAUGCCCCAAAAUAGUUUUUUUUUUUUCCCCAUACACCUAUAUUGGGAAAGAGACAUCCAGACCCAUUUUUUUUU
Molecule: messenger RNA, 2824 nt
Organism: Sebastes umbrosus (honeycomb rockfish)
Lineage: Eukaryota; Metazoa; Chordata; Actinopteri; Perciformes; Sebastidae
Gene: gfra3
Product: GDNF family receptor alpha 3
Exons: 8
Coding region: 652-2010 (452 amino acids)
Biological process (GO): nervous system development
Cellular component (GO): external side of plasma membrane; signaling receptor complex
Molecular function (GO): signaling receptor activity
Source: RefSeq, a predicted model, not a curated record